This is a messenger RNA of Monoraphidium neglectum, 228 nucleotides long. RefSeq lists its product as hypothetical. The annotation marks the transcript as partial. The transcript is spliced from 3 exons. The record is from RefSeq and is a predicted model, not a curated record. Lineage: Eukaryota; Viridiplantae; Chlorophyta; Chlorophyceae; Sphaeropleales; Selenastraceae.
AUGGCGAAGCGCGUGGUCAGCUUUGUGGCUGCGCCGGUGGUGGGCGGUGUGGUGGCACUGGGCGCGUUCUGGUACCUCAAGGUCGUGGCCAAGGUUGAGUACCCCCUGUGGCUGGCUUACCUUGGUUCUACCCUCAUGUUCGGCGGCGGCCUGCUCGGCAUCACGUAUGGCAUCCUGUCCACCAGCUGGGACCCGCGGCGCGAGGGCACCGCGCUGGGGUGGACCGAG